This is a messenger RNA of Mollisia scopiformis, 1620 nucleotides long. RefSeq names its product MFS general substrate transporter. NCBI's taxonomy places the organism in Eukaryota, Fungi, Ascomycota, Leotiomycetes, Helotiales, Mollisiaceae. The record is from RefSeq and is a predicted model, not a curated record. The transcript is spliced from 3 exons. The coding region runs from base 1 to 1620 and encodes 539 amino acids. Gene Ontology annotation, biological process: transmembrane transport. Gene Ontology annotation, molecular function: transmembrane transporter activity.
AUGCAGAACUCUGAAUCCAAAAGCCAAAAAAUCUCUCAUUGGCGUAUGAUACUUGAUCAAGCCGUCCUUUCACCUCGAGUCCUACAGCAUCAAUAUAGGGGAGCAGGCACAGAGGAUGAUCCCUAUAUUAUAGAAUGGGUCCCUGGAGAUACCCGCAAUCCAUUCAACUUCUCCAUGUCGAAGAAGGUAUUCAUCACCAUUGUGAUGGCACUCACCUCCCUCUCGGUUUCAUUCUCUUCUUCCGCCUAUCUCUCGCCUGCUGUCUUGAUAGCGCAAGAUCUUAGGACUACCGGAGAGGUCGUAAUACUUGGCCUAUUCACCUUCAACCUUGGCCAAGCUAUUGGCCCCAUCAUUUGGGGGCCAUUGAGUGAGCUCUACGGCCGGCAAGCAGUGUUUGUCGCUUCCUUCGCUGGAGUGACGAUCUUCAACGGCGGUUGUACCGCAUCACAGAGUAUCGCUGCGUUAGUGGUAUUGCGUUUCUUCACUGGCGUGUGCGCAUCGUCGCCGCUCACAAAUGCAGGUGGUAUUAUCUCCGACAUGUUCCCUCCGACGCAGCGCGGGCUCGCCAUGAGCGCCUUUGUUGUGUCACCAUACUUGGGUCCUGCCAUCGGGCCCAUCGUCUCGGGUUUCGUGGCCGAAAAGGGUGGUUGGAGAUGGGUUGAAGGUGUCAUGACUAUCUUUACUGGUAGCAUGUUUGUCUUGGGAAGCUCUUCCAUCCCAGAAACGUAUGCUCCUUUUCUCCUCCGCCGCCGCGCAGCACGGAUGAGCAAGGUCACUGGGCAUGUGUACCAAGACGUCAUUCAACAUGACAAAGCUUCCGUCUCAGCGAAGCAGCUGUUCGCGAAUGCACUGUCGAGACCAUGGAUCUUGUUCUUCACAGAGCCCAUCGUACUCUUGCUGUCCGUGUAUAUGGCCCUGAUAUAUGGCACACUUUACAGCUUUUUCGGUGCUUUCAUAAUUGUGUAUGAGGAGGUGCGAGGAUGGUCAUUGGGACUCGGAGGCUUGGCGUUCGUUGGAGUGGCAGUGGGUAUGAUUACCGGUGUGAUGUGCGCCAUUUGGGUGAACCUCCAGUACAGGCGUAUAUCUGCCGCAGGUCAAGCAACGCCGGAAACUCGUAUGGUCGCAGGAAUGAUAGGCAGCGUUCUCGUGCCUUUGUCGCUCUUCUGGUUCGCCUGGACCAACUUCCCUUCUGUCUCUGCCAUCGCCAGUAUCGCAGCGGGUUGGCCCUUUGGGACCGGCAUGGUUCUCGUCUAUCUUGCGAUCACCAACUAUCUGGUUGAUGCGUAUACCAUCUAUGCCGCCUCCGCUCUGGCAGCCAGCGCCGUGCUGCGAUGCAUCUUUGGCGCCGUUUUCCCACUCUUCACACCCGCUCAGUAUCAUAACCUCGGGAUCCAUUGGGCUGCCACCAUCCCAGCAUUUCUGGCGCUCGCAUGUAUGCCAUUUCCGUGGUUGCUCUACCGAUAUGGCAAGCUUAUCCGUGGCCGAUGUAAGUACUCGGCGGAAGCAGAGCGACUGAGGAAGUUGGUAGCAGAGAAGGUGGUUCUGCAAUCCGAACCGAAGGCGCCUCCAAAGGCGAAUGGACUGCCAUUGCUGCAAGAGAACCAGUAUGGAGACAAGUAG